Molecule: messenger RNA, 433 nt
Organism: Musca domestica (house fly)
Lineage: Eukaryota; Metazoa; Arthropoda; Insecta; Diptera; Muscidae
Product: cuticle protein 38-like
Exons: 2
Coding region: 72-392 (106 amino acids)
Source: RefSeq, a predicted model, not a curated record
CUUGCGUACUCUGGCAUUCAGUAUCAAUUUUAAAUUGUCACAAAAACAAACCACAACAAACCUCCAACAAAAUGUUCAAAUUUAUCGCUGUUUGCUUCUUCGCCCUCUUGGCUGUGGCUGCCGCUAAACCCGGUGUAGUUGCUCCAUUGGCUUAUACCGCUCCUCUAGCUUACUCUGCUGCUCCUUUGGCCUAUUCCGCUCCAUUGGCCUACACCGCCCCAGCUGCCGCUGUUGUCGGUAGUGCUGCCUAUGUUGCUCCCUAUGCCUCCAGCUACAACGCCCAUACCGUUGCCCACUCUGCUGCCUUCCCUGCCGCUUAUGCUGUUGCUCCUGCUGCCGUUGCUGCUCCAGUUGCCACUCCCUUCGCUGCUCCUCUUUUGUUGAAGAAGUAAAUCAGAGAAUGUGAAUUUUGAAUAAAACCAAACUAUGAUGA